GCCGAGGAGAGAAGCGGGAGCGCCACUUCCUCGAGCUCCGGACCACGACAGGGCGGGGAGGGGCGGGGCGGGAGUCGCAGGGACUUCUCCCGCCGGACCCAGCCUUCCCGGGAAGCCGCCGGACGGACCUCUCGUGCGCGAUCCCCUCCACCUCCCCCCGGCGAAGCCUUCCGAUGCCUUUGUUCUAAUGCCAUCUGCCUGUAUUCGGCUAGCUAGACCUUGAACUUACUACAUCUGCCUGUUUCCUCUGCUUCGAGCCAGCUGGGAAUUGAACAACCCAGCUCUUUGCCCAGGAAGAGCCAUGCCCCUGGAAGACGAUGAGCUGAGCUGGAAAAAAAAAGCGGAAGACAUCCGGGAAAUCUAUGACUUUCGGGAGGUGCUCGGCACAGGUGCCUUCUCAGAGGUGGUGCUGGCGGAAGAGAAAUCGACUCAGAAAUUGGUGGCCAUCAAAUGCAUUGCCAAGAAGGUGCUAGAAGGAAAAGAGACCAGCAUUGAAAAUGAGAUUGCCGUCCUGCACAAAAUCAAGCAUCCGAACAUAGUGGCCCUGGAUGACAUCUACGAGAGUGGAGGGCACCUCUACCUCAUCAUGCAGCUGGUUUCUGGAGGGGAACUUUUUGACAGGAUAGUGGAGAAGGGAUUUUACACAGAGCGAGAUGCCAGCAAGCUGAUCCGUCAAAUCCUUGAUGCCGUUAAAUACCUGCAUGACAUGGGCAUUGUGCACCGUGACCUCAAGCCGGAGAACCUGUUGUACUACAGCCUGGAUGAGGAAUCCAAGAUCAUGAUUAGUGACUUUGGGCUGUCGAAGAUCGAAGGCUCCGGCAGUGUCAUGUCCACAGCCUGUGGGACUCCUGGCUAUGUGGCUCCUGAAGUCUUGGCACAGAAGCCUUACAGCAAAGCUGUGGACUGCUGGUCUAUUGGAGUCAUUGCCUACAUCUUACUAUGCGGCUAUCCCCCAUUUUACGAUGAGAACGAUACCAAGCUGUUUGAACAGAUCUUGAAGGCUGAAUAUGAAUUUGAUUCUCCCUAUUGGGAUGACAUAUCGGACUCAGCCAAAGAUUUCAUCCAGCAUUUAAUGGAGAGAGAUCCCCAGAAGCGAUUCACUUGUGAGCAAGCCCUACAACACCCAUGGAUUGCUGGAGACACAGCGCUAGAUAAGAACAUCCAUCAGUCAGUCAGUGAGCAGAUCAAAAAGAAUUUUGCCAAAAGCAAAUGGAAGCAAGCCUUCAACGCAACAGCUGUGGUGAGGCAUAUGAGGAAGCUACAACUUGGCACCAGUCAAGAGGGGCCUGGCCAAGCCUUGCAGGAGAGCAACGGCUCGGCUACUAAUAGCAGUGAGGAAUCCUUGGGGAAUGGCUCUCACUGCCAAACUCAGGACUGAACAUUCACCAAAGGACAGAGGACUAGAUGGCAGAGCCAGCAGCAAUCAUAACAGAGGGGGCAGCCCCAAGCCCUGUUGUAAGAGCUAGGGAAGGGUCCGGGACCAUCAUCACACCUUCCUACCAAAGUACGGCCGAGUCCCACUGUAGGGGAAUGGAACCUGUCCCCUAUUAAUUGGCGUCCUCCAGAAUCUGGAACUGGAGGCUAGUAUUUUCUAAGCCAUACACUUCCCUGGAGAUGCUUUAUCCUCUCCUGUUCCAAUCCCCACCCCAAUCCCCCUGUUGGUCACACCAAUAAGACCCAUCCUGUCCCCUAUGCUCAUUCUUCAUCUGAAGACAGCAAUGACGCCAUCCCUUUGGCCCACCAUCUGAGUGGCUAAGUCUUGGAAAGAAACAUUCAAGACCCCCUCUGGCUUUCUGCAGCAGCCGCUCAAGUGGGAGUUUGAUCUCCAACUGUGCCCCCCAUCACAUCGCUUGAGGAAACCAAUGAGAAUCCCUGCUUCUCUCACCUGGUCCAACCAAGCCAACCCCAGGAACGAGGACAUACAUACACCAUAGCUGGCACUUGGCUCAGUUGCGCAGUGUUGGAGAAUAAAGAUUGUUUUGUUUGCAGAGAGAAGUUUGCAGUAGCUUGUAGCUUUCCACCUAUGCGAUCUAUUGAAGUUUCCAAAGACAAAGAAACUGCUUUUGUACAGUCAAAUAUAGGAGCUAGAGCAGCUUUCCUAUUGGCCUGUGGAGGCGAGAGGCCAUGGCUAUCCUGAGCAGUGUCUAUGGAGAUUCUCAAUCAUCCAGGUCAUGGUUGUCCCAAAGGUAUUUUUCCAAAAGGCAGCUAGACUUUCUUGAAAACUCUUCGCUUCUCAUCCAAGAAGCUUCUUCAGCUUCAGAGAAGCUAAACGUUUUCAAGGGAAAAAAAACCCAAGAAAGUCCAGUUGUCUUUUGGCAAAGCAGCUUUGAGACGUCCUGGCAGGGAUAGGCAACCUCGGCAGGGGUUUAUGGCAGGGAUAGCUGACUCAGGAAUUCUGGGAGUUGAAGUCCAUGAGCCAUAAAAGAGCCGGGGUUGCCUACCCCUGGUUUAUGGGAUUUGAUUUCUGAGCAGACCGAGCAAUACUAAAAAGUCACUUCUUUUGGGGGGCCAGCUGUGCCUCUUCCAAUGUCAUUCUGCCAACUCUGGAGAAAGACUGGUCAUGUUUUAAGAGUGGUCGUUUUGCUGUCCUCUUAACGCAGUUACCCAAACGAGGGGGGGGGGGAAAUGUAACCGUUUUGCAGGUG
Messenger RNA from Crotalus tigris (Tiger rattlesnake), 2645 nucleotides. It is a transcript of the gene CAMK1, whose product is annotated as calcium/calmodulin dependent protein kinase I. Lineage: Eukaryota; Metazoa; Chordata; Lepidosauria; Squamata; Viperidae. Gene Ontology annotation, molecular function: ATP binding; calmodulin binding; calcium/calmodulin-dependent protein kinase activity. The record is from RefSeq and is a predicted model, not a curated record. The transcript has 12 exons. Gene Ontology annotation, cellular component: intracellular anatomical structure. The coding region runs from base 302 to 1378 and encodes 358 amino acids. Gene Ontology annotation, biological process: peptidyl-serine phosphorylation.